AAGGUCAAAACGCGCGCUGGGGCGCGAAAGGUCACGACUCGAGUGGAUCGGAGUUACAGUGAAGAGAAGCCGAAAUUUUAUUUGGGACGUUUGUCUUACGUCUGUGGAGUAUCACCGUAGAGUAAUUAGUUAGGCGGUAAUUUAAACACGGUUAAAGAACAAAACGUGUGGCCAAAACGGUGGAGUAAACCAUGGCUGAGAGACCAGAAGACCUGAACCUUCCGAACGCCGUCAUCACCCGCAUCAUCAAAGAGGCGCUGCCGGAGGGGGUGAAUGUGUCCAAAGAAGCCAGAAGGGCCAUUUCUCAGGCUGCCAGUGUCUUCGUGCUCUAUGCUACUUCAUGUGCCAACAACUUUGCCAUGAAGGCCAAGAGGAAAACCUUGAAUGCAGCAGAUGUAAUGGCUGCCAUGGAGGAGAUGGAGUUUGAACGGUUUCUCCAACCACUGAAGGAAGCUUUGGAGGGUUUCAAGAAGAGCCAGAAGGGAAAGAAGGUGGCAUCUGAGCAGAAGCAGAGAGAGAAAGAAAAGAAGGCCGAUGCAGAGAAUGGCAAGGGCAAGGAGGAAGACAAUGAAGAUGAGGAAGAGCGUAUGGAUGAGGAACAAGAGGAAGAAGACGAAGAGGAGGUGGAGAAUUGAUGGUCGGUUACAUGUCAAUAUAGUCUGCUGUCUGUUGUUGGACAUUCACCUGUUAUGGAUGGUAAUAACCAUUAUUAUGACCUGAUUGGUAGUUCCAAAUGCGUAUGAAAGUCAUCUGACUUGGGUGAGAGAACUGGUAGGUCAGAAUGUGGGUUCUCUAUGUGUAGCAUUUUUUUUCCUGAAUGUCGUGUGUUUGGGAUACGGAGGCAAAGGACCUGCCAAAACCUACAUUUGAAAUGGUGUUUAUGAUGGGUGCUUUGACGAUGCAGCUAAAAGAGGCUAACCCACCUUUGCUUCCGGCUCUGUGGAAAAGGACCAAAAGCCUUUUGUACAACUGCCUUAACCUGGGGAGUAGCUGGAUUAAAUGGUUUGUAAUAUUGGCAUACAGCUCAGGGAACUUACUAAAGGCACAGGCUGGGAGUUGUGCGAGGGAUCUGUGCCGAUACCUCCAAGAGGGCUGCAUUACUGCAUCAGCUACAUUUUUUAAAGGCAAACUAUAAAAUCACAUUGGAAAUUCAAUGAGGAAAAAAAGAACCUCAAUUAACCAAACAUAACUGAAGAUCUGCAUUUGUGAUACCAGUGGUUCAUAGGGACUUUAUUCAACUUCCUUCAAGGUGCUUUUCCUAAAUUUGUAUAUAUAUAUGACUAAAUAAAGUUUGAUACUUUUGGAAA
Messenger RNA from Brienomyrus brachyistius, 1307 nucleotides. It is a transcript of the gene pole3, whose product is annotated as polymerase (DNA directed), epsilon 3 (p17 subunit). NCBI's taxonomy places the organism in Eukaryota, Metazoa, Chordata, Actinopteri, Osteoglossiformes, Mormyridae. The record is from RefSeq and is a predicted model, not a curated record. The transcript has 5 exons. The coding region runs from base 192 to 635 and encodes 147 amino acids. Gene Ontology annotation, biological process: heterochromatin formation; leading strand elongation; DNA damage response. Gene Ontology annotation, molecular function: protein heterodimerization activity; chromatin DNA binding. Gene Ontology annotation, cellular component: epsilon DNA polymerase complex; CHRAC.